CUCGGAGACGCGGAGCAUGUUCUACUGGAUGAAGGGCAGCGGCGGCGGCCCCGAGCCGCUCCACGGCCUCGGCGCCAUGUCCAAGAGCGACAUCCUGCGAGGCAUCAUCACCGAGAAGCUGAGCACCGCCGCCCGGGAGAUCCUGGCGGUGGUGGAGCGGACGGUGACGGACUACGAGGAGGAGGCGUCGGGCUUCAGACGGGAGCUGGACCGGCAGCGGAGACAGCUGGAGCUGCUGCAGCCUCAGGUCCAGCUGGAGAGACGAGCUCUGCUGCACGAUGUGGACGGCCUCCAGGAUGAAGAGGAUAAAGAGCAGCAGCAAACUCAGCAGGUGUGUCCAGGUGAUCCGGACUCUGGCAGCUUCGUCUGGUACAAUGAUGAUGACGACGAGGAGCAACCGGCAACGAGCUCCACACAGCAACAAGAAGACCUGAAGGACCCGGAUUAUCAAACUCCAUCCAGGUCAUCGACGCCCAGAGUUCGGUCUGUCAGGAAGAAGCCCGGCAGACCUCGGGUCAGCGACACUCAGAACCAUCUGGAGCUGAAGAUCCGAAUCCUGGAGGCCUCUCAGGGCGACGUGCUCUCCAACGUCGCGUUUAAGAAGUACCCGAUUCAGGAGCUUCCGUGUCCUCGAGGUCUGCAGGAGGAAGACUUUGUGGUCCUUCUGAGGUCCUCCUUCCCUCAGCUGGCUGGUGAACAACCUUUUGACGUUUUCGUGACAGACAGAAGCAGGAGACUUCAGCCUCUGAACGUCCAGACUCUGACCCCAGAGGAGGUCAGCAGGGCCAUCGGGUCCGCUGGGAACUCUGCCCUCUACAUCCGACUGAAGACAGCAGAGGGUCCCGGUAGCUGCAGUGACAACAUUCACCCUCUACAGAAACCGGAUGACAAUGGCCGAUCUGCCACAACGUCGACCAAUCAAACAGGAAUCAACACGAGAGAUCAGUCUGACAGGAGGAGGCGAGGUAGACCUAGACUCGGCGAAGAACCAACUCACCACUCCCUCAGGAUCUGCAUGUUGGACGACUCCGAGACAAACGAGGUCUCAGAAUCCGUGCUACUGAGGUCGGUCGUGAAAAACUUCAAGUGUCCUCGUGGUCUUCAGGAGUCCGACUUCUUAGACUUGCUGAGGUCCACCUUCCCUCAGCUGGCCGGAGACAACAAACCGUUUAGCAUCUUUAAGGUCGACCGAAGCCAGAGGCUGCAGAGGCUUGUCGUGAACUCGCUGACACCAGACGAGAUCUAUCGGACCAUGAAAUCCACCGGGAUCAGAAAGACUCUGCUCUACAUCCGGCUGAAGACGGGAAAGGAAGAAGAGGAACCGGAUGACGAACCGCUGCCCACUGAUGCUGUGGUUAUAAAGUCCGACAAGGCCGAGCUUCACUCAAGCAGCUGUGUUCAACACGUAGAUGGCACCGGAGUGGACGCUGUGACCUCAACGUCACAACGACAUCAGGACCUGGAAAUAAAAGAAGAUGCUGCUGAGGAUGAAGUGGACUCAAGCGUAGACAGAGAUUGUGAAGAGGACCUGCACGGAGACGAUGAGUGGAACCCAGAUUCUGAGCUGCAGCUGCCAAAGCCAUCGAGGAAGCCAAGGCCCAAAACUGGCCCCUCCAAGAUUCUGAAGAUACAUGGUAGGAAGAGCAAAAGCCCAUGUAGAGUGUGUGGAAUCUGGUACAGGAACCAGGGCAGCCUGAUCAGACACACCUGGAGCCACGUGGACGAGCCGCAGGCUGUUUGUGGAGUGUGUGGAGAUCGACUCGAAUCUGUGGAGGAGUUAAAGGCACAUCUUAGAAACCAUCAAAAAACCUUUGACUGCUCGCAGUGUGGCAAGCCGUUCUUCACCCUCCACAGCCUCAACCGCCACAGCUCACUGCACACCGGAGACAGACCGUUCAAAUGUGACGUCUGCAACAAAUCCUUUGCUCACAUGUCCAUCCUGACCACUCACCGUUGGGUCCACGUGGCCGAUAAACCGCACAAGUGUGACGUUUGCCAGAAAUCAUUCGGUCUGAAGGCGCAGCUCAGAGCUCACAGCAAACUGCACACCGGCAGAGACAAAUACAUCUGCAACAUCUGCGGUUUGUCGCUGUACGACCUCAGGUCUCUGACCCGCCACAAGCUGACCCACUCGGGGGAGCGGCGCUACGGCUGCGAGGUCUGCGGGAAGCGCUUCAAACUUUCCAGCACGUUGAAGUCCCACGAGAAGAUCCACACGGUCAGGGAGCGGUCGUACCUUUGCCACAUCUGUUGCAAGACUUUCCUGUCAAACUCCAGCCUAAACCUUCACGUCAGGACGCACACCAAUGAGAAGCCGUUCGUCUGCAUCGUCUGCAGCAAAGGCUUCGUGGCCAACGGCGAGCUCAAGUCCCACAUGCGGGUCCACACCGGUGAGGCGCCGUACGGCUGCUCUGAAUGUGGCCGCUUCUUUAAACGUAAGAACACCCUGGACUGUCACGUCAGGAGCCACCUGGGCAUCAAACGGUUCGUAUGUGGGGUUUGUGGGAAGGCGUGUUCUCGCCAGGAACACCUCACGGUCCACAUGAGGACCCACAACGGAGAACGGCCGUACCAGUGCGGCCUCUGCGACAAAGCCUUCACCCAGAGCCACUGUCUGAAGACACACAUGAAGAGCCACCAGGCAGAGGAAAGCCCCUUCCUCCAUCCGUCCACGUCCUGAAACAUGUUCAUCACCCUGAAAUGCAGAAUAAAACACUUCGCAUCCAGACUUGUUUCAGAGAAAUGUGGCCUUUUUGGUUUCUGUGGAGCUCUGUGUCCUCUUUUUGCUUACAGCUCAUGUUUAGCUAACUCUUGAUAACAUAAAUCCUUGCUAAAGUCUAGAAGCUGGUGCAAUUUUAUUGAUGACUGAACCUGUAGCUUUAUUUUUUACUUCUCUGAUUUGGCUCUGGACCUUGACCCGUUGGACCAACUUUGUGCUCCAAGUCACAUCCCUUGUUCUCAGUUGAACUGGAAGUAUUUUUUUGCAGCGUGGUGGAGCAGAUAUCAGAUGAAUCUGCACAAACUGACUGUAUAAUCUUAUGACAGCAGAUUUUGCAGACUAAUAUCUUUACCAAUUCCUUCACUAAUUUUCACAGCCCUGCUUCUCGGCUAAAUAAGUCAUUACUUCGGUUUUGUUCCACAGCAUUCAGAAAAUCAACAGUAGAACUCAGGCCUUCCGAUGAUGUUUCCGGUUCAUCUGUGUUGUCAAAUAGUCCAGUUUUGAAAUUACACCAAGUUGUUUGCAUUGCCUGCAAUCCAAUACAAUGCCGUUCUCUGAGAUUAUACAAGCCUCAAGAUUUGUAGACCAGCUGCAGUACCUGGUUGUUCUCACCGUUUAAUCCUGUAGAGACCAGAGGAGGCGUCACUCAGACUACAGUUCCUGUUGGCAGCAGAGAGCAUUAUGGGAGUUUAGCCAGUAGAGGGGCGCCAUGACAGAGACUAUGUGAUGCUUAAUGAUCUCCGUCCAGAGCUCAUGUUUUCAGACGAGUUCAGAUCAGCAGGGACAGUUUUCAUGUAUAACAGUUAUUCUGGUAGGUUAAUGGUAGCAGCUGGACCUGUUUGAGUUUCUUGAAGACGUUCCACCUUCAUCCAAGAGGCUUCAUCAGCUCUGACUGACUGGUUGGGAGUUCCACAUACUGGUAUCCUGAAGGAGCCGUGAACAGCUGAGUUUGAUUUCAGUUCAACAAACCCCAACUGAAAACGAAACUCAAGUGUUGAAACGUCUUCAAGGAACUCAAGCAAGUCCAGUCGCUACGAUUAAACUACGAGAAUGACCAUGACCUGGAGGACUGAGAAUCUCCACAGACAUGUACAACAGGUACCAAUAAAAGCAAUGUUCAUGUUGCACAAAUGACCACUGGGCUCAGUUUAAGUGAUAAAUUUUUCAGUUGUCGAUUGAAAAUGCUUCAUUUAUUAAGAACAUUAUUCACAUAUGUUUCUGUUAAUAAGUUAAUAAGUGCCUUCAUCAACCCUGAUCCCAACCUUAAGAUCAAGACAUGUAAAGGCCCAGCCCCCGACAGAGAUGUUGGUGAGUCUUUGUUUUUGUUAUGAUGUGACCAAAAUAAACUACACUUGGUUUAAAAAAAAAAAUAAUUAAAAAUGUUGUUGUAAGAA
Messenger RNA from Stegastes partitus (bicolor damselfish), 4113 nucleotides. RefSeq names its product transcriptional repressor CTCF-like. The transcript is spliced from 9 exons. The coding region runs from base 17 to 2680 and encodes 887 amino acids. Lineage: Eukaryota; Metazoa; Chordata; Actinopteri; Pomacentridae. Gene Ontology annotation, molecular function: RNA polymerase II cis-regulatory region sequence-specific DNA binding; DNA-binding transcription factor activity, RNA polymerase II-specific. Gene Ontology annotation, biological process: regulation of transcription by RNA polymerase II. The record is from RefSeq and is a predicted model, not a curated record.